AGCAGCAGACCUCCCUCCAAGUGAAAAGUUUUCUCAGGUGCUCAAACUUUUUUUUAGAUAUUUUUGUGUGUGAAGCUCAGCAGUCACAUUUUUAUAGCUGUAGUUUGGUGGAAUUGUCUUUUGGGGUUAUUAGUUGCUUCAUUCGGUGUUACAUAACACUAUUGUUCAUCUCAGCUGUUGUGUUGUACGGAGAAAACUUUUUUAAGAAAACCACAGCAAAAUCCGUUUGUUUACCUGGAAACCUCUAACGGGUCUGUAGAUGGUCCCCGUGCCUCACUUUGAAGAACCCCCACCCCGCCUCUCUAUCUCUGAGUCUUAAAAGAACAGCAGUAUUUGUCCUCUUCAGAAGAGGUGAGCUUUGUCUUGUCCGACUGUAAAGACUCGUUUGAUCGGCGCUUUUAAAAGGUGGAGUGUGAAACUGCUGAAAAGAAGCCAACCGCAGGUGUGUCGGAUGAAAGAACAGGAACCGACUUGGUGAAGCACGGAAAAAAAGUUUUUUGUGAUGGAGUGGCGUGAACAGUCCUCUGUCAGCUGCGAUGAAGCCUACGUGGAGGCACAGAGAUGGAUUGAGGCAGUAACCAAGAAAAAAUUUGGGAGCAACGACUUCCGAUCAGCGCUGGAGAAUGGCGUGCUGUUGUGUGAUCUGAUCAACAAGAUCAAGCCAGGUAUCAUUAAAAGAGUUAACAGGCUGCCAACACCUAUUGCUGGACUGGACAAUCUUAACGUCUUCCUCAAGGCCUGUGGGAAGCUGGGACUAAAGGAAGCACAGCUCUUUCACCCGGGAGAUCUUCAAGACUUGUCUACAAGAGUUACAGUCAAGCAUCAAGAGACCAACAGGAGGCUGAAAAAUGUUUUAAUCACUGUUUAUUGGCUUGGUAGAAGAGCUCAAUGUGACCGUUUCUAUGAUGGACCUUACCUGAGUUUCAAGGCAUUUGAGGGAUUAUUGGGCACAGCACUCUACAAGGCUCUGCAGGAAUCUUCGAGUCAGACAAGCAGCAACGUCAGAGACAGCGGUUUUGGAGAUAGUUGGUACCCAGAGCGAGAGGAGCUCUACCAUCGUAGAGGAGGAGGAGGCGGCAGCACACACAGAAGAGACGACUCCUUGGACAGCUUAGACUCCUUAGGCUCCCGACCCCACAGCAUCUCAUCUGACAUCACUCUAAAAGGCAACAGCGAGGGUUGUUGUAGCGACACAGAGGCAGAUUCAGUCUUCAGGAUGGCUGAGAACAAGGACACUUUUGGUUACCGCCGGACUGCUGUCAUCACACCUAAAUCCAGCACGCCGUUUAACCAGUUUCUGCCCACUAAAGACAAGCAGUCAGGCUACGUGCCUGCUCCAUUAAGGAAGAAACGGGCUGAACGUAAUGAAGACAACCGGCGCAGCUGGGCCAGCAUCAGUAGCGUAGAGGAUGAAGGCACACUCAACAGACAACACCAGACAGAAGAGAGUAUCGAUGGGAGUAAAUCAACAAGCGAUAUCCAGAUAGACGCUGCAGUUAUGAGGCAGAUUCGCUAUGAAGAGCUCCAAAAGCAUCGGGAACAGAUCAAGGAGAGUGAAGAUAAGUGGCAGGAUGACCUGACCAAAUGGAAGAACCGUCGCAGGAGUGUGAAUUCUGAUAUAGUGAAGAAGAAAGAGGAAAGGGAGAAGAUAGAACAAAUUACAUACAGUGGCAACAGGAGGUCCAAAACCUUCAAGGAGAUGCAAGAAGAGAGAGAAAAUAAAGGAAGGAACAGCAUCGGCAGUCGUCUUGGAUCUCUGUCUUUCCUGGAUGACGACGACGACGUAUUUGAUAAAGCUGCCAUUUCUUCGCGUUCCCGAACCCUCCCUACCAGAAGCUACACUAUUGACACUCCACUCUAUUCCUCUGAAUCACCUGAGCCCUCUCUGAAAACAGAACCCCCAGCAGCUUCUUUAUCUACUAUUCGGGCUCCUUCCCCUCCCACUUUACAGGAAGACAAAAUUGUAGACAGCAUCUCCAGCACCACCAGUACCACAGCUACCGACACUCCUACCACCACUCCAGCCAGCCACAGCUCCGAUAGCAGCUCCAACUCUCCAGAACCCAGACCUUUACAGAGGAGUCAAGCUGUAGAUUACACCAGCACGACCGAGAAAGAGGAGGCCACAGACGGCGUCUCUUCUUCCAGCUCUCUACAUAAGGUGCCAGAGCCUAGACACCCAUUGUUGGGCACACAAACUGAAGUGGAGGCCACCUCCUCUGGUUCUCUGAACAAACAACAACCGCAGUACAGCUCAAUGGAACCCAAGCCUCUUGGGGUGUCUCGGGUUUCUGCCUCCCUCCCCAGAAACUACCAGAGAUCGGAUAGCGCACGUCUGACCUCAGUUAUCGCGCCAAGGCCCUUUGGGACCCAGCCCUCCAGCAUCACCUCUCUUCCCAGAGCCUACACAAUGGAUUACUCCCAAAAACGGGUCAAUGGCAAUGCUGAUGUUUCUAAGAAGACAUCGGUGCCAAGCCGGUAUCACCCAUUCAUGACAUCCGAGGAUGAAGCUCACUCAAGCUCGGCACACAGUAGUGACGAAGAGGACGAGGAGGAGGCGGAGGAGCAGACCACAACAAAGAAAGCCACUUCUACUCAGAGCAUCUCAUCUGUUCUUCCUCAUGUGGAGAAGGAAACUCUUGUCAGUCCCGCUCUAGCCAAAGAAACAAGCCAGGAGAACUUCUGUGAGAUGCGGAUUAGCCUAAACCAGAAGCCCAACAGCAGCAGAGACUUUGGCUUCCAGACAACCUGGGAUUCAACAGGAGCUCAUGUCACAUCCAUCCAGCCAGGUAGCCCAGCGGAGAUGUGCCAGCUUCAGGUGGGGGAUGAAGUGCUGACUGUAAACCGACACCAGGUGGCAGAAAUGAGCUACACAGAGUGGAAGUCUCACCUGGAAGAGGCCUUGCAGGAAGGCAGUUUGGUCAUGGAUAUACGCCGUCAUGGCCAGAACAACUGGGACAGAGAUCAACCUUCCCUGCCAUAUAAAAGCCAUAAGACCAUCAAUCUGACCAGUACGGAUCAUCUGGUGCUUCUAGGUUCCCCUGAGGCAAACAAUAUCAGCUCCAACCUGGAAUUCACUUCAAACAUUUCCAAAGAACCGCUACCAACCAAAGAGGCCCCUGCACAUCCCCUCAGUGACGUUGCUUCAAACGGAGUUAAUGGGGCUUUCAGAGAGAAACCGGUGACCAUGAGGAACAAAGAGUCAGAACCAAUAUCUUUGAAAAACUUAAAACGGAGAUCAGAGUUUUUUGAACAAGGAGGAUCAGAAUCUGCAAUGCCAGAUAUUCCCGUUCCUGCUAUCAAUCCUUCCAGUCGCUGGUCUUGGGACACAGAAGAAGAGCGAAGACGACAAGAGAAAUGGCAAAAGGAACAAGAGCGCCUCCUACAGGAGAAAUACAAACGUGAUCAAGAAAAGCUGCAGGAGGAGUGGCUCAAGGCUCAGCAGGAACUGGCCUCAAAUGUGGGCCAAGGAGAGCCUGGGAGUCUAGAAGUGAACAGCCACAGCAUCAGCCCAUACUCUCCCCUAUCUUCUUCCCAACAGCCCACACCUCCUCUGUGGGAAGAGGAAGAGAGAAAGAGGAAGGAGGAGUUGGAGCGCCAAAGGCAGGAGGAGGAGAGGAGGAAAAGAGAAGUGGAAGAGCGAGAGCUGCAAUGUCUGCGGGAGGAGAGGAAGAGGAGAGAGAUGCAGGAGGAGGAGGAGAGGAAAAGGAGAGAGAUGCAGGAGGAGGAGGCGCGGCGGAAGAGAGAGAUACAGGAGGAGGAGGCCAGGAGGAGGAAAGAGAUGCAGGAGGAGGAGGAAAGGAAGAGAAAGGAGGAAGAGGAGGAGAGGAAAAGAAGGGAGGAGGAGGAGGAGAGAUGGCAAAGGAGAAGAGAGGAGGAGAGGGAGGAGGAGAGGAGACGACAAGAGGCUGUAGAGCAGCAGCUCAGAGAGAGAGCCUCCGAGCAGCAGCAGUGGACUGGUGGCUUCCAUGGCUUUGCUACUGUCAAGCCUUCUCUGUUCUUUACAGACAGGACAAAAUCCAAGUCAACUCCUCAGCUUGACGAAGACAACGAAUCUCAGACGAGAGGUGCACAUAUGCAGCCAAAGGGCAAAACCCCGUGGCUGCUGGAAGAGCAGCUAAGGAUCGCACGUGAACAACGGGCCCAGAUUAAAAGGCCUUCGUCGGAGUUGCAGCUGAAACAGAAAAACAGCCUCAAUGUCAUGAUAUACAGAGAAGAAGAGAUAGAGACAGGAAGCGGAAUAGCUGAGAAGAGAGGUCAGCAGUCAGUGUCGCAGUCUGAAGUGGACCGUCAGCAGAUUCUGAAUGAGAUGAAGAAGAAGACUCCGCUGCUAACAGACAGCAGCUGGAUCCGUCAGCGCUCCUCCAGCACUGCCACCAACAAGGAAAGUGACAUGCCACCCAUGCGCAGAGGUGAGUCUCUUGACAACUUGGACUCCUCCUACAACUCUCGGCGCUUCUCAUGGACACCCAGAAGUGGCUCUGUUGUCCCAAACUAUUCACGACCCCCGUCUAGCCUCUCUAGCAGCACUUCCUUUUUCGUCAGUGGGUCAGGGGCUCAGCGGCCUAUCUCCUCCACUUUACCUUCAUCAUAUUCCAUGGGCUCCCUUCGAGGUGGGGCAGGAACCCACUCGUCCAUUUGGUCCCGACAGUCACAUUCACCUUCCCUAUCUUCUUCAUCACCCACCACUUCUCCAGAGCCCCCACCUGAGCUGCGGAGCAGGUCAGUGAGUGGCAAGAAAAUCUGUACGUUCUGUGACACCCCGCUAGGAAAAGGAGCGGCCAUGAUCAUCGAGUCCCUCGGGCUCUGUUAUCAUUUGGGCUGUUUUAAGUGUAUUGACUGCAAGUCCAGCCUCGGAGGAUCAGAAGCCGGAGCCGAAGUCAGAAUACGAAACAAACAGCUCUAUUGUAACUCUUGCUACAUGCGAUUCAAAACUGCCCAGCCAACAGUUAUGUGAUGUGACUGUGCUCCAGCAGAUUGAUGAGGAGACCACUUGUGACAACAACCCAUGAACUUUAAAGUUAAGAUUGAAGCCAUUGCAAAUUACAGGGACGCUUGGUUUGAACUCACUUCAGGAACCCCAGGUCACUCCCUGGUGAGGAUCAUAUUUGUUUUCUCUGUGUGUGAUUUAAGAGGGUAAGAUUUCAAAGAAGUCAUCUACUUGUAUGUUUAUAUUGUAUUAAAUACUACAGCUGUAAAAUUGUGUAAGGGGUUUGCAUGCACAAGAAUUUUUAAAUGUUUUGACAACGAAACUAGUCAAGCAAGAAAUUGUCUGCAAGAUGUUCUUCUGACCUUAACUUAGAUUUUAGAGCUAUUAAGAGACAACCCUGCAGUAUCAUACUUCUUUUUGCUGAGUUUUGUGGUAUUAAUGUGUUUCAAAGAGUGUAUUCUUUUCAUGUAUGUGCCUUUGCAUUUGUAACAGGGGGAGGUAAUUACAAUAGUUAAAACUUUCUGUAACAUAUUUAAAAAGAAAACAUUUGCUUUGGCAGCACUUCCUAUGUUAAGACUAUACAUUAUACUGAAUGAAAUUGAAGCAAAGAGUAACGUUGUAAAUAAAUCACUAAAUGCUU
Molecule: messenger RNA, 5570 nt
Organism: Melanotaenia boesemani (Boeseman's rainbowfish)
Lineage: Eukaryota; Metazoa; Chordata; Actinopteri; Atheriniformes; Melanotaeniidae
Gene: lmo7a
Product: LIM domain 7a
Exons: 31
Coding region: 503-4957 (1484 amino acids)
Biological process (GO): regulation of signaling; regulation of cell adhesion
Molecular function (GO): protein binding
Source: RefSeq, a predicted model, not a curated record